CCGCCCUUCACCUGCGCCAGCUCCCCCUCUGCGCAUGCGCCGACGGGGUCCAGUGGCGGCAGCCGACCGAUCGCGGAUCCGGAAGGAGUCUCCGGCAGCGUACCCAGUCACAUCGCGGCCCCGACAGAAUUCGCCGCCUUUCGCUGAGCUUCUCGUCUGCCGAGGGAUACGCGGAAGAGAGAGUGCAUGGGCCAGUAAGAGGGGGAAUGAAAGGUUUUUUGUGAAUUUACAUUUAAGCGGAAGCAGCCGAAAAGCCCCGUGCCAUCCUGCGACUCGAAGGCAAGCCGGUAAGAUGCUUAGCAGGAACACGGGCUUCCUCGCUCUGUGUACGUCGUUACUGCUGUUUGGGAUGUCGUAUCUGAACGCGGGACUGCUAACUCCACGGAGGCGCCUCGACACAGCACUCCGCACGCAAGGUGGCGUCGCCGCCGGCGCCUCCCCCGCCAAGCUGACGGCGACGCCCUUCCACGUCCUGCUCCUGAGCUCCGUCGGGCGCAGUGGCUCGACCUUCCUCGGGGAGCUCCUGUCGCAGCGCCCUCGCACCGUGUUCAUGUUCGAGCCCGAGCUCUUCCUCCAGCACAAGUCCCCCACCGGCGUGACAGCAGCUGCCAGCCGAGAACUUAUCCAGCGGAUGCUCGAGUGCAAUUUCAGCCAAGAGUGGAGUGCCUGGGCGAAAACUAGGAAAAAUGUUUGGAAACCGGAAAACCACGAAGUCUGCGAAGGUCACAGGGGUAGUGACUACCACCAGUGUUUGAGGGAAAUAUGUCAAAGCAGCGUCUUUAAGGUUAUCAAGACGAUAAAGUUGCGUGUGUGGUGGGCGGGGGAGGUGCUCCUCGGCGGGGGCGUGAAGGUAGUCCAUCUAGUGCGUGACCCCCGCGGCUCCUUCACGUCCCUCGCCCGGCUUAGCAUGGUCCAGGCUGACUACAAGAUGUGGUGUCCACGGAUCCUACAGGACCUGGAGAUGGUGAGCACCAUGAGAAGUCUGUUCCCCGAGAGUUUUACUUCCGUGAAAUACGAAGAUCUUUGUCGCGAUCCCUGGGGAACGGCCACGAAACUGUGGAAGUUCAUUAGCAACGAAAACAACACCUCCCUACCAGUGUCCUGGAGGACGUUCUUGCAUCGCCACACGAACACAAACAGCAUUAAACCCUACGGCACGGAUCGCGAUACACGGCAACAAAUCGGCGCCUGGCGGGAGAAGAUCAGCGAGCGGAUGCUUAGCGAGAUCGAGCACCACUGCGGCGGCGUCAUCGACAUGCUGGGUCACACUCGAUUCCACUCUCUGACAAAUGCUAGAAAUAGUUCCAUUCCGCUGGAUGAAAAGUCUGGCACGUAGGGUCCAAGGUUCGACUCUUUGAGUAUUAUAAAAAGCGGUAUGAGGAUGUUGAUGGAAUGGUUAUCGUUAACAAGGUCUGUAUGAGUAAAUAGACCUUGAUCGUUAACAAAGCAACGCCUUUUCCGUCUCGGAUAUAGCUCUUGUACUAAACAGACAAAUGCUCAUAAAUGUUGGAAUCACAUUUGCGACCACACAUUAUAUAAACUCAACUUUGUACAUUUUUGUAUUGCAGAAAAGACAUAUAUCUAAUAAAUAUAAAUCCAAUGGUUA
Messenger RNA from Penaeus chinensis, 1606 nucleotides. Its product is annotated as carbohydrate sulfotransferase 4-like. Lineage: Eukaryota; Metazoa; Arthropoda; Malacostraca; Decapoda; Penaeidae. Bases 35 to 1336 code for a protein of 433 amino acids. The record is from RefSeq and is a predicted model, not a curated record. Gene Ontology annotation, biological process: sulfur compound metabolic process; N-acetylglucosamine metabolic process. Gene Ontology annotation, molecular function: N-acetylglucosamine 6-O-sulfotransferase activity. The transcript is spliced from 8 exons.